AUGACAAACAGUGAGGGAAGUCGCGCUUCACAGAGGAGAAUGGUUGAGGGUGAAUCAAGCAAUGCAAGGGAGAGAAGGCUUAAAAUGCAAGCCGAUUUGGCGGCAAUGACUCAAAGGAUGGAAGAGUCUGAUGCAGAGGAGUAUGUAUACUCUGAGGAAGAGUCUGAGAUCGAGAGAUUGAGGGAGGAAAGGAGGACCAAGAAGAGGAAUGACCCCAUUAGUAGUGAGAGUGAGCAAGGGGAGUUUGAGAUUGGAGUGAACCUUGUUCAAGAGGAGGGUAAUGGCUCUCCAAGUGAAGAAGGAAGUGAUGAGUCUGAGAGUGAAGAGGAAAGAGAAGAGGUGAAUCAGUUGGUUGAUGAGAGUGAGCAAGAGAGUAACCAAGGUGAACCUAUGGAGGAGGUUGAGCCACAAGAGGAGGAAGAAGAACUCCCUAUGUACCAAGAGCACUACAAUGCUCUCUUCUCCAUGGACAUUGUGGAGACCAAGUACCACAUGUUGACACAAUGA
This is a messenger RNA of Microthlaspi erraticum, 507 nucleotides long. The record is from the annotation of a GenBank genome assembly. Lineage: Eukaryota; Viridiplantae; Streptophyta; Magnoliopsida; Brassicales; Brassicaceae.